Molecule: messenger RNA, 3434 nt
Organism: Ostrea edulis (European flat oyster)
Lineage: Eukaryota; Metazoa; Mollusca; Bivalvia; Ostreida; Ostreidae
Product: reticulon-1-A-like
Exons: 10
Coding region: 122-1240 (372 amino acids)
Source: RefSeq, a predicted model, not a curated record
GACAGGAAAUCGUGUUGCGCAUGACUGUAAAUUACGUCAAGUUCAUCUGGAUAACCGUGCUUGGAACUGCAAAAUUAAGAAAAAAAGAGUUGUUAGCCUAACCCUUAUCGUUUCCUUCAGGAUGGAUCCAUCAAUCGACGAAAGCAGGGAUAAUGCCGAAGAGUUUGAGACCGUAGACAGUAUACCGGAGCAGGACGAGGAGGUUACCACCACGUCAUUUUCUGGCGAAACCGUGGAGGCAGACCGUUAUGAGCCUGGAUAUUCUUCACCAGCGAAAACAGCUGGUACUGAAAACACGCAGAAUCUGUUAGAUUUUGAUAACGAACAAUUAGGUCAAAUUUCCCCUUCAGAAUUUGUUCCUAUCAGUAGUAACUCCGAACCCUUGAAACCCUCUGCACCCCCGGCUUUCUCUGGUUUAGACCUCUUGGGUGAAACAUAUGAAAAUAAUCCCACCACUUCAUCUUCUGAAAAGACAACACCAGUAAAAGCUCCUGAAAGGAAAGAGGCAGUUUCAGCACCAGCAGCAGAGAGGUCUUCUCCAUCUCAGUUUGAUGCUUGGUUGAAAAAUGUUGAUCCAAGAGUAGGACAAAAGAAUGAUUGUUCGGAGAAAGACGAGAUACAUGCAGAAAGUGAAGGUAUUACUGAGGUCACUCCAAAUAAGGUUACAUUGUUGGAGCUGAUCUACUGGCGAGAUGUGAAGAAGACAGGGGUGGUGUUUGGAUCCAUGUUAUUCGUCCUUCUCUCACUCUCCUGUUUCUCUGUGCUGAGUGUGUUGGCCUAUCUCUCUCUGGCAGUCCUCACUGUAACACUCAGCUUCAGAAUCUACAAAAAUGUCCUGCAGGCAGUGCAGAAGUCGGGAGAGGGCCAUCCAUUCAAGCAGUUUUUGGAGAUGAAUAUUGACCUGCCCGAGGACAAGGCCAGAGAAGCUGUCGUGAACAUUCUGAAGCACCUUAACUGCACCAUUAGAGAGCUGAGACGACUGUUUCUGGUGGAGGAUUUAGUAGACUCUAUCAAGUUUGGACUUCUCCUGUGGGUUCUGACCUAUGUUGGAUCCUGGUUCAAUGGCAUGACCAUAAUUAUUUUGGAUGUAAUUGCUAUUUUCACUUUGCCGAAAGUCUAUGAAACUUACAAGGUUCAGAUUGAUCACUACGUUGAUCUUGCACGCACACACAGAGAUAAUAUGUGGAAACAGGUGCAGGCAAAGGUUCCCUUUUUGAAGAAAAAGGAGAAGAAACUGUAGAUAUGCUGCUAGGAAUAAUUAAUAAUUUAUCAACAACAUGUAGCUUUUUGUGGACUGUAAUUUAAUCAGUUGUGUGUUGUCACCAGAAACUUGUCCAAUAUUCAUAUGUGCAUUGACUGCAUCAGGCAAGCUACAUAUAUAGUUUUGUUUUUCAAAGUAAUUUGUGAUUAUAGUAUUGUGUAAAUGUAUAACUAUAGCAUGUACAUUGGAAGUUGAAAUAUUCUUGAAGUGUGGAUGAGAUUAGCAGUCCAAUAAAUGCCUCAUUUUCCCCACCUAGACUUUGCAGUUUGUGUUAUAUUAAGUACUAUGUAAAACACAUAUUCAUUAGUUACUCAGAAUGCAUGUAUAUUUUGUUAAAUGGUUUGUGGGGUAAGAUGUUGAAUUGUCCAGUAUUUUGUUUCUCUACAGCUAUCUCCUUAUGAAGUGCUAUUGUUUUGUUAACGUUACUGUUCUGUUUCAACAUUGUACAGUAUGCUUACACCAUUGUAAGUUGUCAGUUGAUGGCUGCAUACAUACAUACAUAUAUAUGUGCCAUAGUGUCGGUUUUUGUAUGUACAUCCUGUAAUUAUUUUUACAACCUAGAAGGGAUUUUUUAAAAAUGUCUCGAAGCAAGCAUGUCCCAUAAUUCAAAUCCAUGGAUGUUACAUAGCCUUUAACAUGCUAAUUUUAGUGACACUUUUUCAAAAGAUCAAAAGCAAUAUUGGAAUUUUUAUGAUCAUUACGAGAAGACAUCACAAGUCCCCGGAAUGUACUUAUGAUAAGUUAUAUGCACCUUUAAUAGGACUCCUGAUCUCAGUUGAAAUGACUGUCAUUCAGUAAUGUUGAACAAAAUGAAGUAUUGAGCCGAUUGUAAGAAGAAUCCAGUUAUUGUGAGCAGUCAUGACAUUCAUUGCAUAAUAUAGAUGAUACCGAAAGAAAAACAUCAGUAGAGUGACUUCCAUGCACGUUUUUAAACAUUACUGUUGUAUAUACAAAGCAAACUUCCACUGCUUGUGUUUGUACAUGGUGGUUAGUAGUCUAAACUAUAUAUUGCAAUUAGGUAUGUGAAAUUACUCAAUAUUUAAUGUGGUAGCAUUGCUUAUGAAAUGCUGUUUAAUAUAGUUCUCUAUUGAUAUACAAAUGUUGAAUUGUGGCUGUGUAUUUCAAGUAAGAUAUAUUGUAGGGAAGAUAUUGCUAUUUAUAUAUAUAGCAAAUAAUUCAUGUCAGGCACAUUUUGAUAUGGUUGUUGUAUGCAUUAGAGAUGCUUAUUUGUAUAUUGAAAAGUUUAUAGAAAAUGUUUUCUUCUAAUUUAAUUGGAAAUCAACUCUUCUUUCAGAAUAAAAUAAAUAUAGCACAUGUGCAGAAUAGAUGUACAUCUCAAAGCUGCAAAUCAUAAAUAUUUUGUUACAAAUGCAUAUUGUUAGUUUGAAUAUUUAGUAAUGCAGUGUACAUUCUAGUCUUUGUUGCUGAAGUUUAUGAUGAGUACCGUAAGGAUUCUUCAAGGUUAUAAAAAAGUAAACAUGUAUGACAUUUAAAUUGGUGUUUAUCACCAGAUUAAAGCAAAGAUUUUUUAUAAUCAUUAUCGUCUGCUGAAUACUUAGUAGUAGUAUAUCUUAUUCUUAUUGUGAUGCAAAACCUUGUGAUGGCUGUACAUAAAAGUUAGUGGCGUUUUGAAGAAGAAACAUUUGAAAUGGAGAAAGAUUUGCAUAUUGUAAAUAGACACAUUUAUAGGUUAUAAAGUUCUGGAAAAUUUGUUACAGAGUCGAAUGUGAAAAUAACAGAUCACGUAACUAGGUCAAUGUAUUGAUAUCACUGUACAUACCAUUGUGGUGUAGAAUUCUGACCUUUAUAUGAUGAGUCUAGAAAAUGUCACUGAUUUAUAUGCUGGUUUAAAAAGUGGAGCAGUUGAAACAUUUUUGAAAUACUAUUCUGUAAUAACCUUUGGCUGGUAGUGAUUAUAGAUUUCCAUUAAUUGAAUUUUGAAUGCAAGUUUGUCCAACUAUUUUUCAUGAAUACUCACAUUUGAUUUGUUGUAGACAUUUGAAAUUAGAUAAUUCGUCUUCUCUCUACAUACCAGCUGUACACCUUGUGUAACUAGCUGUUUCUCUUGCUUUAUGAAGCUGAUGCUUGACUUCUGUACAUUUGUCAACUGUAUAGCUUUAUAUUUGUGACUCUAGAUGUUCUUACAAUAAUAAACUGAAUGUUCAUCAUCAAA